AUGUCUGAGGCUGGGACUACAUCUAUUUACGAACGAGUGUCAACGAUGUUCCUCAAGAAAUACAAGGAUUAUGUGAUAGGGAAGUAUAGAGAUGCUAGCGAUGCGCACAGGUUUCAUGAGUUGCUACGUUCAAAUGGGCUUGCUAGAGAAUUAUACGGUUCAUCUCAAAGACUCUGUACCAUCUAUGACAAUGCCGAUUGGCAUUCUAAAGUUUUGGAGACCUUAGAUCUGGAAUUGAUCUACAGUAAUGUGGACAAGAUGCCCAAGAAGACAGAAGAAGAGUAUACUGAUAAUUUAGUGAAAGAGCUAUUACGUUACUUCAAGCAAGAUUUUUUCCGUUGGUGCAACCAACCUGAUUGUGAUAAGUGUGGGCCUGGAUCCUCUAAAUUUCAAAAGGCUAUUGGUGUUGUGGGUCCUAACGGGGAGGAGGCCAAAUAUGAUUGUCAUGCAGUGGAAUUGUACAAAUGUAACGCUUGUGGGACUGAGACUAGAUUUGCACGUUAUAAUGAUCCAGUUAAACUAUUAGAGACACGUAAGGGCAGAUGUGGUGAAUGGGCCAACUUAUUCACAUUAAUUCUCAAAUCCUUUGGCUUAGAGGCACGUUACGUUUGGAAUCGUGAAGACCAUGUUUGGAAUGAAUACUACUCACCUUUUUUGAAAAGAUGGGUUCAUUUAGAUUCCUGUGAGCAGUCCUUUGAUCAGCCUUACAUCUAUGCUAUAAAUUGGAAUAAAUCCAUGUCAUACUGUGUUGCCUACAGUAGUGAUACUGUGACAGACGUUAGUAAACGUUAUAUUAUUAAGAAUCAAUUGCCGAGAGACCAAAUUAAGGAGGACGACUUACAAUUUUUCUGUUAUUAUGUGACCAAACAAUUGAGAAGUAGUCUAAAGGAUGAUGAAAUUUACAAUUUGGAUUGUAGAGAUAAUUUGGAAAAAUUGGAGUGGGUUCCCAAGCCUUCUAGUAGUGAUGGGAAGGAUGCCGCCACUAAUGCCAGUAAUCCCGGUGCAGGUAGAGAAAGUGGAUCAGCGGAAUGGAAACAACAAAGAGGUGAAGAUGGUAAAUGA
Zygosaccharomyces rouxii is the source of this 1062-nucleotide messenger RNA. RefSeq names its product peptide-N4-(N-acetyl-beta-glucosaminyl)asparagine amidase (gene PNG1). The transcript has a single exon. Gene Ontology annotation, cellular component: nucleus; cytosol. Gene Ontology annotation, molecular function: peptide-N4-(N-acetyl-beta-glucosaminyl)asparagine amidase activity. The record is from RefSeq and is a predicted model, not a curated record. Gene Ontology annotation, biological process: protein deglycosylation; protein quality control for misfolded or incompletely synthesized proteins; glycoprotein catabolic process. Lineage: Eukaryota; Fungi; Ascomycota; Saccharomycetes; Saccharomycetales; Saccharomycetaceae. Bases 1 to 1062 code for a protein of 353 amino acids.